UCUCUCACCAAACAAGGCAAAACACCCAACGGAUAGAAAGUGAGAGCAAAUUCAGGAGCAAAAACAGCUUCAGUUCAGGAGGGUUUUAGUCCGGUAUUGUUAAUUAGCAACCAUGACUGUUGAGUUUAAGGCCGAAGAAACCCAAAUGGCUGAGGUUGUUGUUGCUGCUGCUCCUGGAGAAGAGACCAAGAAGUUCACCGAUGAGACGGAAAAAGCUUUCCAAGGAGAUGAUGAUGAAGUGAGAGAUGCGGAUGAAUGCAAGCCCAAAACAGUUGCGAAGAGCUCUUCUUAUAAGGAAGAGAGUAACUUCCUCACUGAUCUGAAGGAGUUUGAGAGAAAGGCGUUGAAUGAGCUGAAAGCGAAACUCGAAGAAGCCAUCCUCGGAAACAAUCUCUACAAGAAAGAGCACCCAAAAAAGACCGAGGAAAAACCGGUGGCAGAAGAGAAAGAUGCGAAAGAAGGCGAGGAAAGCGAGAAACCUGUGGAAGAAGCGGCUGAAAAUAAGGAGGAAGUGAAAGAUGAAGAAGGUGAUAAAAAGGAAAAAGAGGCACUAGAAUGCGAGGAAGAGAAGAAAGGCGUCGACACGGAUAUCUCCCUUUGGGGAGUACCCCUUUUGCCUAGUAAAGGCGCCGAGGGUACUGAUGUAAUCCUCCUGAAGUUCUUGAGGGCUAGGGAGUUCAGGGUAAAUGAUGCCUUUGAGAUGCUCAAGAAGACACUUCAAUGGAGGAAGGAGGCCGAGAUCGAUUCGAUCUUGGACGAUGAGCUAUGCGCAGAUCUAAGCUCGGCCGCCUACAUGAGUGGCGUUGAUCGCGAAGGUCACCCGGUUUGCUACAACAUUUUUGGGGUGUUUGACAGCGUGGAGCUUUAUCAGAAGACGUUUGGAACCGAUGAGAAGCGUCGGCAGUUCCUGAGAUGGAGGUGCCAGUUCAUGGAGAAGGGUAUCCAGAAGCUUGAUCUGAAGCCCGGCGGUGCCUCCUCCUUGAUCCAAAUCAAUGAUCUGAAGAAGUCCCCCGGACCCGCCAAGAAGGAGCUUCGGAUUGCCACAAAGCAAGCUAUUGGGAUUUUUCAGGACAAUUACCCAGAACUUGUUGCGAAAAAUAUCUUCAUAAACGUUCCUUUCUGGUACUAUGCUCUCAACGCCCUUAUAUCUCCUUUCUUAACCCAGAGAACCAAGAGCAAAUUCGUCGUUGCUCGUCCAGCCAGGGUCACAGAGACCCUGCUCAAGUACAUCCCUGUGGAGGAGAUCCCCGUUAACUACGGUGGCUUCAAGAGGGAGAACGAUUUUGAGUUCUCUGGCAAAGAUGGCAAAGUUUCAGAGCUCAUACUCAAGGCUGGAUCAACCGAAAUCAUUGAGAUACCGGCAUUGGAGGAGGUUGGAAGCACAUUGGUGUGGGACUUGACUGUUCUGGGUUGGGAAGUGAAGUACAGGGAGGAAUUUGUUCCAAUUGAUGAGGGGUCCUAUACCAUCAUUGUGCAGAAGGGAAAAAAGAUGGGAUCUCAGGAAGGACCUAUUCGCAACACUUUCAGAACCAAUGAGCCUGGAAAACUUGUCCUCACGAUCGAGAACAUGUCCAGCAAGAAGAAGAGGGUUCUGCAUCGGUACAAGGCUAAUGCUAAUAAGAGCUGCUAGAUUAUAUUGUCUUGGAAUUCAUGUCCAUUUACUUAAUUACCAUAUUUUUACGUAAAUGGGAGGAGAUAUAUAUAUAGUCAUUCAUUAUUGGAUUUGUUAAUUGGUUACAUUCUUUUGCAGAAUUAAUGUUGAUCCUGUAAUUUUAUUUGUUCGGUUUUAAUUCUUUUUGCCGUGGGGGGUUUCAUUGUAAGAUUUUAUUUUUUAUUUUUAUUUACUGGGUUGAUAUUUUA
Alnus glutinosa is the source of this 1860-nucleotide messenger RNA. Its product is annotated as patellin-4. NCBI's taxonomy places the organism in Eukaryota, Viridiplantae, Streptophyta, Magnoliopsida, Fagales, Betulaceae. Gene Ontology annotation, molecular function: lipid binding. The record is from RefSeq and is a predicted model, not a curated record. The transcript is spliced from 5 exons. Bases 113 to 1630 code for a protein of 505 amino acids.